Molecule: messenger RNA, 3974 nt
Organism: Capsaspora owczarzaki ATCC 30864
Lineage: Eukaryota; Filasterea; Ministeriida; Capsasporidae
Exons: 5
Coding region: 88-3915 (1275 amino acids)
Biological process (GO): cortical actin cytoskeleton organization; actin filament network formation
Cellular component (GO): cytoplasm; cytoskeleton
Molecular function (GO): actin filament binding
Source: RefSeq, a predicted model, not a curated record
UUUUUAGCGGGAAAACCAACUCAACAGCAACUCAGAAUCCAAAAACCAACAAAAAACACCAACAAACCAAAUUGCAGCAAGCUACAAAUGAAGUUGCUGGUGAAGCUGCUGGACGACCGCGAUCCGUUCAAUGCAGACGAAGCAGUGAAGGGGACCUGGCACGUCUUUGAUCCCGAGGCCGGGCUGCGCGACCAGUUUGCGACCGUGCACGCGCUCAUCCGCUGCCCAUUCGCACUGGAGGACAGCGCGCUGUUUGUCGCAUCCAGCAAGGUCUAUCUCGAUCUGGACGAGCCGCUCUCGGCUGCCGGCGACGAGGCUCAGGUCAAGCCAUACGCGACAGUGCUCGUGCGCCUGCAGCCAGAGAUCCAAGCGCACAAGUGCAUCGAAAUCCUCAACGGGGCGACCGGACGAGCGCUGCAGAAGGCGGUCAAUACAUUUGCAACCAUGGUUGAAUCUGACGCACGCCUCGCGCAAGAGUUUGCCCUCAUCGACGGCCUCGACGCAAUGAUGCGCGUCGCUCUGUUCGGCGCGGCGCUCACGCAGCUGUAUGCGCUCAGGGCGAUGCGGGCCAUCAUCUGCCUCAUUGACGGCAUGAACGCGGUCAUCCGAUCCAACUACGUCGUUCACCAGGUCUACGCGUUGAUCUCGUCGGAAAUGUCCAAGGUCAGCAAAGGUGCUCUCGAAAUCCUGCUUGUCAUCCUGGACUUUGACGAGAAGAAUCUCGCAAUCGUGUCCGAAGCAGCCCAGCUGACGGCCAAGGAGCGCGCCACUCCCGCCUACGCACCGCUCGUCCACUUGCUCGAUUCGCCCGAUGAGGAGGUUCGCGUGUGUGCCAUCUCGCUCAUCAACCGCAUGAUCCGUGCAGUCGACACGGAAGAUUCCUUCUACGACCUCACCGACGCCUUUGAGCUUGCGGGCAUUGCCGAUGUGAUUGCCCGCGCCCUCAAAAGCACCAGCAAUGCUGCCUUCAAGUCUCACCUCGAGGCCUACGAAAAGGCUCUCGAGGAGGCGGACAGCAAGACCAACGUCAUCCAACCCACACCUGGCGAAGACACGCCCUCGCCCCGCAUGAAGCGCGGCCUCACCAGCAGAAGCGACUCGGCUUUCGCCGUCGCUUCGUCACCGACACCGCCCAAGUCCGCUGCAAAGUCCAUUCUUAAAGGCAGUGACGCGGGCCAAGCAAAGCCGAAAGGUGCUCUUCGUUUCAACGAAGCGGGCGACGACCAACCCACCAGCAGCACCCGAGGUCUCGCGCGACACCGCUCCACCGGACGCCGCCUCUCGUCACGCCGACCUGCCGCUGGCGAGGCGGAUGGCUCCGACAGCUCAGAUGACGACGAAGAUGCCGAUGAAGGAGCCAGCCAAAGCACGACCAAAUUGCAGCGGAAAACCACAGCAAUGCGUACACAGCGUGCCCAGGUCUUGCUCGCUGUUGAUGAUGUCAGCCCCGAAGACAAGGCCAGUCUCGAGAAGGCCAUAGUCUCGAUCGACGAGCGAAUUGUCAUUAUCAAGGACUCGAUUGUGGUCGAGGACCGCCUCCUCAAAGGCGCUCAGGCCAUGAAGACCUUGUUCGUCAAGGAGCCCGUCAAGCUUGCAGGCGCUCAGCAAGCAGAAGCGGCGAGCCUUCAAAAGAUUGCCACUUUGGAGAAGGAGUUGGGAACGGCCCAGGAGCUGCGUGCCCAGCAUGCUGCCAGCCUGGAGUCCUUGAAGGCAGCCGAGGCCAAGUUGCAAGCCGAGCGCGAUGAAGCCGCGCUGCGUGCUCUCGCGGAAGCGCGUGCCCAUUCCGAGCAAGCGUCCAAGGCGGCUGCCGAGCGCAAGCUCCAACAACAGAAGACAGAAUCGACUCCGAAAGAGAGCGGGCUCGCUGUUCCUUCUGCAAGAGCCGGCAUUGCCCCAGGCUCGAUGCGCAAGUCUGUGCGAAUUGCUUUCAAAGAGGCGCUCGAUGAUGUCGAUCCGAGUGCACAAUCGCAAGCAUCGUCCGACAGUGGAGCGACUGUCGACUUCCGCUUGAACAUUGAGCCCGGCACAAAGCCGAUUGUGCAUGCUGCUGCCGCUGCUGCUCCGAAGGAACUGGUGAUCCCACCUGCCAUUGCACCCACCGGGAUAGAGAGCGAGCAACUGGACGACGGAACCUUGCUUCAGCUGACGGAACCCGCAACGGUCAAUUUGAAGUUUGACAACUUUGAUUUCGAGGACCUGACGGCGACUGACGAUGUUGAUCCCUGCGCCGAGCCUGUCGUCGCCGACACUGGAUCCGCCGGCGGUCCGCCCCCACCCCCUCCCAUGAUGGGUGGUGGACCACCUCCACCUCCUCCGCCGAUGAUGGGUGGUGGACCACCGCCACCGCCUCCGCCAAUGAUGGGAGGCGGCCCGCCACCGCCACCUGGCCCGCCACCGCCGCCCGGUGCUGGUCCAGCGCCAGCUGCGGCCGCUGCUGCCAAACCGCAACUGCGCCAGCUGCACUGGACCAAGGUCAACCUUCCCAAGCGCGGCCCUUCUGAGCCCGGCAAGGAUAGUGUAUGGCACGAUAUCGACCAAGUCGACUUGGACAUGGACAGCAUUGUGCUUCAGUUUGCGCGCGUUGCCAAGGCGGACGCCCCUCCGCCUCCAGCUGCCACCACCACAGAGGUGUUCAAAGGCGGUCGUGCCGCGUCGGUGCUUGACCAAAAGCGUCUCCAGUCGCUUUCGAUUGCCAUGUCCAAGCUGCCUGCGGGAAACAAGAUCAAGGACGCAGUCUUGUGCAUGCACAGUCUCGAUCGAGAGCUUGUUCAGCGGCUGGCACUGCUGGUGCCCACCGAAGAGGAAGUUGCUGCCAUCACCUCUCGCAAAUCCAUGCUGCCCCCCGGUGUUGCACUCGACCCUGCUGACGAUUACUUGCUGACCCUGUCCAAGAUCUCGGCGCUUUCCGAGCGUCUGAAUGUGUGGCUCAAAGUGCUGGAGUUUGAGGAGGCGGCUGACACUGUAUCGCGCUCGCUCAUGUACCUGAAAAACGCGACAGACGAGCUGCGAUCCAGCCAGGCGUUCCGGGCCAUUCUGGCCAUCGUGCUUGCUUAUGGCAACGCCUUGAACACCGGAACAGCCAAGGGCAGUGCCGAUGCCUUCUCCCUCGACACGCUCAACAAGCUCACCUCCAUUAAAGACGUGACUGGCAAAGCGUCCCUGCUGGAUCACAUUGUUCGUUAUGUUGUCGAAAAGUACCCUGCAGGUGUCACCCUCGCCGACGAAAUUCCCCAUGUGCUCGAAGCAGUGCGGUUUGCCGAUAAUGUCGAGUCUGUCGACGCGCACAUUGCUGCUCUGUCCGAGUCCGUGAAAACGGCACGCACCCAGCUUUCCGGAAUCAUUGUCAACGAUGCGCACUCGGUCUGGAGGAGCCGCCUCCCGGACGUGCUCCAGAGCCGAUACGAAAUUGUCUCUGCACUCGCCGUCAUUUCGCGUCGCGCCAUGCAUCGCUUCCGCAGCCUCGCGAUCUUCCUUGGUUACUCGACCAGCGCAGCAGCCACAGUGACGCCCCGCGAAAUGUUCCAGCUCGUUGGCGAAUUUGCUCUCGAAUUCAAGGCGCUCAUCAAGGUAGCCGUCGAGAACCAGCAACGUGCGCUUAAAAAGUUGGAGCGCAACAAGACCUUGGGCAAGCGCAUUUCCAAUUUGGUCGCUGUCACUUCCAAACCAACUGCUGCCAAGCCCUCCGAGGGAGCAGCAGGUUCCGGGGCCACUCUGGCUGCCUCUGCAGGCGCCAAGGCACCCGAACAUAGCAAGGCUUCCCGCACAUCCAGCGUUGCUGAUGGCGACGACGACAUGAUGUCCUGCCUGGUUGCGACUCUUGUCACCCCGACGGAAGGCAAGCGCAAGCGUCUCAAGGCGACUGUGGCGUCGAUUGCGCGCAAGUCCAUCCGCCGAACCAUCAAGUCAAGUGUGUAAACUACACCGCGCGCGGAUUUUUUUUGUUCUCGCUGUCUUGAACGUUGUUUAUGGUGAAG